AUGUACCGAAUCACCAACCAUCUGAUUGACAUCCCCGACGACCAGUUGGUACCGCUCAACACUCCAACCAGAGGCCACAGCAAGAGAUUUCUAAUCCCACGAUCACGCACAUCACUACUGAAGGAUACGUUCUUCCCAAACACCAUCCGUUUGUGGAACGGUCUACCUGAAAAUGUGGUCAUCUCACCAUCGAUCGACAUCUUCAAGACACGAGUUGUUCGUCCUGGGGAUCACCUUCUCAAUGAUCCAGACAUGAAGAUGAUGGUGCCACCGAUGACGGACACGACGACGACGAUGAUGAUGCCGCCAAAGACGUUGCCGAAGACCUUCCACGACCGCGUGUCAUUGAUGGGCAUAAUCUCGAAGACGGCUUCGGAAUCGAUCGGGGUGUCGGGUCUGAAGUAUGCCGUGAGUGCCCGGGAACACCAAGGAAGAAGGUGGAUCUGGAUCGGUUUGAUAGCAUUUUGUCUGAGUAUCGCCAGCAUUCAAAUAGUACAGCAAGUCUUGUACUAUACAUCGUAUCCAAAGAGUGUCGACAUCGUCAUCGAACACGUCGACCAACUCGCCUUCCCUUCGGUAGCCAUCUGUAAUUUCAACCAAUACAAGAGGGAUGCUGUAGACGGAACCAUGUUCCAGAGACUGCUGAUGCAAUACCAGGCAAGGCGUUCGGCAAUUCCGUGGGAAAGGUAUGAGCCCCACCUCAACAACACAAACAUGAGUGCAAUACUUGAGGAAACGGGGCACGAGGUUGGCGACUCAUUUAUAUGGUCGACCUUUGGUCAAACUAGACUGAAUAACCACAACUUUUCUCGAGUUAUAACGGACUUCGGACAGUGCUUCGUAUUCAACACCAAAGAACAGUACCAAGGAGAUUUGAUGAUCGACGGUGCAGGUUACACUUCUGGGUUGCACGUAACAAUGGAUGUGGAUCAGGAUAACUAUUACUACAGCGAGGGGUCCCGCUACAAUGCUGGGUUCUUUGUAUACCUCUUCUCGAAGGGAACUUUUCCGCAAGUGAGAGAUCUUGGAUUCAGCAUUUCCCCAGGCUUUGCCACACAGGUCGGCAUGGACGUGAGAAAGGUGACCAACCUUCCUCCACCUCGUGGAAACUGCUCUAAUGCCACUAUGAAGUAUUUUCAGAGGUAUGGUUACGCCGAAUGCCGGAUGGAGUGCGCCACCGACUACGUCGUUCAGAUGUGCGGGUGCAAAAUGGCGUUCAUGCCUGGUCCCUUUCGUGAAUGCAACCCUGUGGAACACCUCCGUUGUGCGAUUCGCCGCUAUGAGAAAACAUUUGAAGGAGAGAACUGUUCCUGCCCUAUUCCCUGUUCUACUAUGACCUAUCAUCCGACCAUCUCACAAGCAAUGCACCCCUCACCGUUCUACGCAGCUUACCUUCAAAACAUGUACCGAUUACGGGGCGUCGAAAUCGAUGAUGAUUAUUUCAGCAAGAACAUCUGUCAGUUGGAUAUUUACUUCAGGGAAUUAACCGUUAAGCGAGUUUUCGAACAACCGGCCUACACCUUCUUUGGAUUGAUGUGUGACAUCGGGGGCUCACUCGGUCUGUGGCUCGGAGGCAGUGUUCUUACGAUUGCCGAGGUCUUUGACCUUUUCGGCCAUGCCAUAUGUAUUUAUACAAGAAUCACUCGGAGAGGAAAACCGACGGACGGUCAUGGUCAUCGUGUAGUCGGUUCUACACUUCGGGCUCGCUUCGGAUGGACCAAUGACGACAUUGCUGUUCCGAAAGUGUCUCCUUAA
Lytechinus variegatus (green sea urchin) is the source of this 1755-nucleotide messenger RNA. RefSeq names its product acid-sensing ion channel 2-like. Gene Ontology annotation, molecular function: ligand-gated sodium channel activity. The record is from RefSeq and is a predicted model, not a curated record. The transcript has 11 exons. NCBI's taxonomy places the organism in Eukaryota, Metazoa, Echinodermata, Echinoidea, Temnopleuroida, Toxopneustidae. Gene Ontology annotation, biological process: sodium ion transmembrane transport. Gene Ontology annotation, cellular component: membrane. The coding region runs from base 1 to 1755 and encodes 584 amino acids.